Molecule: messenger RNA, 738 nt
Organism: Cydia splendana
Lineage: Eukaryota; Metazoa; Arthropoda; Insecta; Lepidoptera; Tortricidae
Exons: 6
Coding region: 1-735 (244 amino acids)
Source: RefSeq, a predicted model, not a curated record
AUGGUGAACAACAAUUGUGAUUUCAAACCUAAGCAACACACCAUAAACUAUGAUAUCAAACCUAAACCACAGACGGGCACUCAACAAAUGCCGCAUCGCAAUUCCAACGAAAUUCCGCGUAACUUUGAAAGCAACACGCCGAGGGUGAACAACAAUUUUGAUUUCAAACCUAAGCAACACACCAUAAACUAUGAUAUCAAACCUAAACCACAGACGCCCAUUCAACAAAUGCCGCAUCGCAAUUCUAGUGUCCCUCCGAAGAAACCGAAUGAGACGGACACACCCAAGAACGACAGCCAAGUCCUGACACGGUCUGACAAACUUAAGGCACUAUACAGGAGCGGACCGAGGGCCUUUUCAGGCCCUGUCGAAAAGGUUCUCAAAUGGCACAAAGCGCUACAAGACAUUGGGGUGUUAAUUAUCUUCGAGAUCGUGGCAAAAUGCGUGAGCAUCCAGCCAGGAACAUCUUGCUCGAAAAAUUUGGUGAUCAGAGAUGAUAGCGGACCGGCCAUGCAGGUGGUUUACUACGAAAUCGACUUUCUGCUGCCAGAGCUUAAGCCUCCAUGUACUGUCAGAGUGGUAGGUCGCAUGAUGGCGGGCACAUGUCGCCUGCAAGCGUUCAGCGUGCGUCCGGCGACGGGCGACGACGUGGCCACACUGUCGCGCCGCGCCGCGGUGGCCAGCCACCACGUCGCCAAGCUGUGCAAGGAAUAUGGAGCAAGCGACACCAUGUAGAAU